AUGAAAUCAAGAAUGCAUUAAUCUUUUAAGCAUCCGUUUUAUUUUUCUGUCAAAAAAGAGCACACGGUUCUUUGCAAUGGCUUCAGUCGCUUUACACAGGUUUUGUGUACGUAUAUUUCGGCGUUCUUUAGCAGGAAUUCAACAUUCAGGAACAUGCCGGGUAAAAGGUUUAGGGAAAUCUCCAGCCAUUUACUCCCACCAUAAAGGCAGGACCCUUCCCUUUUCCACCAGUGCAUUUUUUAGUCGGCGGAAAACAUACACUUAUUAUGGCAGUGCAGGGGGUGGUAAUAAAAAGGGAGGAUCAGGCUCGAAGGGGCACACAAUGUGUCCCCACUGUGGCUACACAAUGUUUCACAAGGACACUACUAUUUUAACAAGUGUAAAAUGUGAAAAUUGUAAUGAGGUUUUAUUUUCCUCUUCAAAACAAGACUUUCCAAAGGAUAAGUUGAUGGAACCAGCAGAGAUAGUGAACAAAUUAAAUCAAUACAUAAUUGGACAAGAUCAUGCCAAGAAAGUGUUAGCAGUGGCUGUUUAUAAUCAUUAUAAAAGGAUAAACCAACACAAAGCCAAAAUACAGAAACAAAAGUGGGCAGAGGAAAGAGAGAGGCAAGAUGUAUUAGUGUAUGAAAAACAAAGGAAACCCCAUUCCCAUGGUCUAGGCCUGGACAUUCGAGCUGCUGUAGCAAGUGAAGGUCUUAGAGCAAGAUCGGAUUCAAUCCCUGUAACUCCUGUAGUCAAACAAAAGGAGAGUUCUGAUAUACAGAUAGACAAAACUAACAUUCUGAUGCUGGGACCAACAGGAACAGGUAAAACAUACAUUGCUCAAGUUCUGUCUGAAAUCUUGAAUGUGCCUAUAGUGAUCUGUGAUUGUACAAGUCUGACGCAGGCUGGCUAUGUUGGGGAGGAUGUAGAGAAUGUAGUGGGACGUCUUCUACAGAAUGCAAAGUUCAAUGUGGAAAAAUGUCAACAAGGUAUAGUGUUUUUGGACGAAGUGGACAAAAUCAGUUCCAAGAAAGGUGGUCAGUUCCAGCGAGAUGUUGGUGGGGAGGGGGUCCAGCAAAGUCUCCUCAAGAUGAUGGAGGGAGCAGUUAUUAAAGUUCCUGACUUGAGUGGUAGCGGGAAAAAAACAAUUGAUGUGGAUACAACUAACAUUCUCUUCAUCUUUUCUGGUGCGUUCAGUGGUCUCACAAACAUUAUUCAAAAGAGAGCCAACAUCAAGCCAUUUGGAUUUACAUCAGACCCUCAAGAAGAUCACAGUAAUGUUUUGGAGACUUCCCACAACACUGAUGACUCGGACCAGAAGAAGGAUGAGAUUCUCCGAGCAGUAGAAGUAGAUGAUCUUGUCAACUUUGGUAUGAUUCCAGAAUUCAUAGGCAGAAUACCAGUAUUCGCUGUGUUUGAAAACAUGACCACUGAAAUGUUGAUACAGAUCCUUAAAGAACCCAAAAAUGCAUUGAUUCCACAGUAUGAAACUCUCCUUGAAAUGGAUGGGGCAAAGUUAAAGUUUGAGGAGGAAGCUUUGGUUGCCAUUGCAGAGAAAGCUAAAGCUUCAGGAACUGGUGCCAGAGCACUCAGAAGCAGACUGGAGAGUAUUCUACUGGAGCCAAUGUAUGAAACACCUAAUUCUGACAUUGAGGAAAUAAUAAUAACCAAAGAAACAGUUGUAGAUAAGAAACCUCCAGUAUAUAUACAGAGAUCCAAGGACUUAGUCGUGUCUCCAGAUAAAUUUAUCAUUAAACAGACAGUGCCCCCAUCCAUGAAAGUAAUGAAUCCUCAUUCUCAACCAUAAUUUAUGGUUUCAUGAUACUUCGUAUGAAAUAUUCCAACAGAUGUGAUAUUUUUAAUGGAUCAUUGUAAUAAAAUGUGCAGUGAUGUUUCAGUUAAAUAAAAUAAUUUUAAAUGCC
Saccostrea echinata is the source of this 1904-nucleotide messenger RNA. RefSeq names its product ATP-dependent Clp protease ATP-binding subunit ClpX-like. Gene Ontology annotation, molecular function: ATP binding; ATP hydrolysis activity. Gene Ontology annotation, cellular component: mitochondrial matrix. The transcript has 10 exons. The record is from RefSeq and is a predicted model, not a curated record. Gene Ontology annotation, biological process: proteolysis; protein catabolic process. NCBI's taxonomy places the organism in Eukaryota, Metazoa, Mollusca, Bivalvia, Ostreida, Ostreidae. The coding region runs from base 77 to 1789 and encodes 570 amino acids.